AUGAGAAGGUAUAAUCAUUUAUGAGAAUGAGUUAGUAACUUCACUUUAUAUAACAAAUUAUGGAAAUCCAUCAUCUUUGGCUUGUUGAUUGAUAUUCACGUUAUAUUCUACUGUAUAAAGGUACAAGAAUAAGAAAUCAUACAAGAUCUUGUAAGACUUAUGAUUAGAAGACAGAUAGAAAAAAAAAUAAUUUAAAUAUCCUUAUUUAUUGUUAUUUAUAUAUUAUAUAUUAUUAAUAGCAUUAUAAAAUAUGAUAAUUAUAUUAUGAGUUUUUAAUAUUUUAUAUAUUAUUUAUUCCCUUUUAGAAUUAGAUCAGCAAUCUAAUACAGCAUUCUAAAAUAUUAAACCUAGUAUUAAAUAUAAUAAAUUUAUGUGAAAGUGAUAUAUAUUUUCAAUAUCCAUUUUCUCCUUGAUAAUAGAAACAAUAGCACAAAUCUAAAUAGAAAAUGA
This is a messenger RNA of Paramecium pentaurelia, 450 nucleotides long. The record is from the annotation of a GenBank genome assembly. NCBI's taxonomy places the organism in Eukaryota, Ciliophora, Oligohymenophorea, Peniculida, Parameciidae.